Messenger RNA from Copidosoma floridanum, 1507 nucleotides. RefSeq names its product corepressor of RBPJ and splicing regulator. The record is from RefSeq and is a predicted model, not a curated record. Gene Ontology annotation, cellular component: nucleus. Gene Ontology annotation, biological process: negative regulation of DNA-templated transcription. Gene Ontology annotation, molecular function: transcription corepressor activity. Lineage: Eukaryota; Metazoa; Arthropoda; Insecta; Hymenoptera; Encyrtidae.
UGAUCAUCAGUAUAGUUAACGCAGAAACAAAAGUGGUUUUAGGAUAAAUUUAUAAUUAUUAAAUAGUACUUGUACAAUCUUCUGAUUAUAUGACUCCAAGAUGGGUAAGGGUUUCAAUAACUAUAUGUGCAAAAAAUUCUUUCACCCAGCUUCCAGAGACAACCUCAAACGAGUAUGGAUGGCUGAACAGCAAGCUGAAGCUUACAAAAAGAAGCAAGAAGAAUUACGUAUGCAAUAUGAAAAAGAACAGGAUCUGCACAAUAAUAAAGCCUUGUUGAGUAAAGAAAGCAAAGACAAAUUAAGUGUUAACUUUAUGUAUGAACCGCCUCCUGGUGCUAAAAAAGAAAGAGAAAAAGAAGACAAUGAACCAGAAUACAAGUUUGAAUGGCAGCGCAAGUAUAAUGCACCCAGAGAGAGUUAUUGUAAAGGAGACAGUGAAAUAAGAGAUCAACCUUUUGGUAUUCAAGUACGUAAUGUUCGCUGUAUAAAAUGUCACAAGUGGGGUCACAUCAAUACAGACAAAGAGUGCCCUUUAUAUAGUCAGGCAAUGAGUUCUGUGUUAGCCAACAAUAAUCCCACCGAAGAUCUUCCUCCAGCUCCUGAUGCUUUUGCUCUUGUUCAGCAAAUGAGAGAUGACGGAUUGGCAUUAAAAAAAUCAGCACUUAAUGCUCAGCAACAUUUAAAUGUUCCACAAAGUCAAGAACUAAUGGUCUCUGAAGAUGAAGAAACACCAGAAGCAAUAUUUUUGAAAUCUUUAUCAAAGAAAGAAAAGAAAAAGCUACUUAAAAAACUUGAAAAAUUAGAAGAAAAAAAACUUAAGAAAAAAAUGAAAAUGAAAAAAUCGCUAAAGAAAAAGAAGAAUACUUCAAAAAGUAGAAGUAGUGACAGUAGUCGUGAUAGUAGUAGUGACAGUAGUAGUAUUGAUAGUAGCAGUGAUAGUAGUUCCAGUUCUUCUAGUUCAGAAGAAGAAAAAAAGAAGGAAAGAAAAAGAUACUACAAUCUAGAAAAAGAAUCAAAAUCAUAUAGUAAAUCGAGAGGUGAACAUAGAUCACAAAAUGAAAGAAAAGAUGAAAAAGAGAAUUAUGGGUGUAGAUUAGAUUUAAAAUUAAGCAAACAAAAAUCCGAACAGUACAAAAAAAAUAAAGAUCACUCAAGUUCAAGCCAAGAAAAAAAUAGAAAAAGAAAAUCAAGUGAGUCGAAUGAUGAAGAAAAGUAUAAAAAUAGAGACGAAAAACGCAGAAGAAGAUAAAAUACUGUUGUGUUUAUAACCAAAAUUUCUAACAGAUAAUUAUCUCAUGUUUAUGUUAUAAAGUUUAACUUAUUGGCACGUAACUGGACCAUUAAGAUAUUCAAUUUUCAAUUUUCUAAAGCUGUCCUCAGGUAUUUAUAGAUAAUACCAUAAACUUUUUAUUUAUUCUAAUUUAUUCAUCGUUAAUUAAGCAAUAAUAUUCAUAAUUAUUUUAAUUAUACUUACAGAUCUUUAUGAAAAUAAAUUAUUCCUAUGCAA